AUGGCCACAGCUGUCGUAGAACCCAGCAUUUUCCAGACUGAAAUUCAACGCCCUGAAUCAUCUACACAGACCAGGACACUCACCACAGGCCAAGACGUUCGUCUAGCAUGCCGAACUAACACAAUCGCUUUGCCGACAUCUGGCCUGGCCCCAGGCUAUCUGCAAGCAAACCUCAUUGUCCUGCCAUCCCGUUACGCCUCCGACUUCCGGCUGCUCUGCGCGCGGAACCCAGUCCCGUGUCCCCUGAUCGCCGAGUCCGCCGCGCCCGGCUCCUACGACCGCCUGAGAUCGCACAUCCCGGGUGCCCCCGCCGUAGCCGCAGACCUGGACCUGCGCCGCGAUGCCCCGGCGUAUAUGGUAUACCGCGGCGGGAAGCUAAUCAAAUCCCACGCCCCGGACGUCGAGGCCGAGUGGACGCGCGACCACGUUGCCUUCCUCGUCGGGUGCAGCUUCAGCUUCGAGUCGGCGCUCGCGGCCGCGGGCCUGCCAGCCCGCCACGCCGUCAUGGGCCGCAACGUCCCCGUGUACCGGACGGCGGUGCCGCUGUGUCCCGCGGGCGUGUUCGCGGGUGGCGCGUACGUGGUCUCCAUGCGGCCAUACCCGGCGUCCUGCGUGGAUCGGGUCCGCGAGGUCACGAGGCGGUACGGCGCGACGCACGGGGAGCCGAUCGCGUGGGGCUGGGAUGCGGUGAGGCGGCUGGGGAUCCAGAGCAUCGAUCAGACGCAGUGGGGCGAUGCGCCGCUGAUGCUCGACGGGAGGCCACUGGGCCAGGCGUUCGGGAGCGAUGAGGAGGUUCCUGUUUUCUGGGGAUGUGGUGUCACGCCCCAGGAGGCGGUCAUGAGAGCCGGUGCCGCCAUAGAGGGAACUGUCAUGGCGCACGCGCCAGGGUAUAUGCUGGUAGUCGAUAGCAAGGAUGAGGAUGUGGUGCAGGAUGAGUGA
Molecule: messenger RNA, 939 nt
Organism: Truncatella angustata
Lineage: Eukaryota; Fungi; Ascomycota; Sordariomycetes; Amphisphaeriales; Sporocadaceae
Product: DUF1445 domain-containing protein
Exons: 1
Coding region: 1-939 (312 amino acids)
Biological process (GO): glutamate metabolic process
Molecular function (GO): D-glutamate cyclase activity
Source: RefSeq, a predicted model, not a curated record